ACAGCCUCUCUCGACGGGGAGGAGGAUUACAAGAAAGUCUCUGAGCAACAACUCAUCACAAACCCUCCAACCUCCGGGCGCACUCCAGUCUCUGCUGCGCGCUCUGCGGUUCAAAAUAUGGACAAUAAAAUACACGGGAGAAUGAGCUCCAUCAGUACAAUCGCUGAUUCCACGGACACAAGAGUAAGUGACUUGAUUGACGCUGGGUACAUUAAUCCUAAAAUAUCUAGCGAUUCACAGUCUCUGACUUGCAUGUCCUCCUCCAUGCGUAAUUUUGGAAAUGCUGGCACCCUGUUCCACGGUCUAAAUUCAAGCGGCGACGGAGCAGUUUUUAAAGAGUGUACCAUACUCGAUGGUUCACUGGCUGGAAAACGUUUUUAUGACCGCAGCAGUGACUAUCUGAAGUGUGACAGUGCGCCGUGGGAAGAUUUCUCAAAAGUUCAGAGGACGAAUGCAGCCACAUCCGAAAGUUUGCCAGGCGCAAAUUUAACAUCAACAGGAGCGUGUAAAUUCAUCAAAGAUGAGAAGGAGCCUUCUGUGAUUAUGGACACCCCCUGCUCCAGCUUUGAUACAUCGCCUGAGCUGCCCGCUAUUGACACCCGCUGUGACACCGACAGGAAGCAACACCUGAGGCUCAAUGACGGGGAGUCCACAAGCUUUUCGCCAGCGGCGGCGGGUCCACGGCCACGGCUGGAGGGGUCUCCGAACUUUCUGAUGGACCUGAACCAGUCAGAGCAGCUGCCGGCGCUCAACCAGAUGAGGACGGACUCCAGAUGUGGUUUGUCCGGGAAGACUGUCGUCAACUUUGAUGCCAACACGCACGCAGCCCAGCAGCAAAUGACGAUGUACAAGAACGAAGUUCCCCGUUGGCAGAUGCAGACGUCUCCAUCCGAGCCCCAGUACUGGUGCCAGUCCGAGGACCCGUUCACACACAGCGGCUAUGAUGGGAUCCAGAACCAGGCCCUGAUUCGGAGGAACCCUUCACCUUUCUCCACAUUCCCCGGCAUGCCACCUCAGAGACAGUGUGUGAUCUGUGGUGACGAGGCAUCUGGUUGCCACUACGGAGUCCUGACCUGCGGGAGCUGUAAAGUCUUUUUUAAAAGAGCAGUUGAAGGCCAUCACAGCUAUCUCUGCGCUGGGCGUAAUGACUGCAUUGUGGACAAAAUUCGGAGGAAAAAUUGCCCUGCGUGUCGCCUCCGGAAAUGCUAUCAAGCGGGAAUGAUGCUUGGAGGCAGGAAGCUGAAACGUUUUGGGGCCUUGAAAGCCUUGGGUUUGGCCCCGUCCCUUAUGUUCCAGUCCCACUUUGCCAUGUCCAGCGAAAAUCAUGCUUUGACAUCCAUGUCUUGCAUACCAGGCAUCCGCGAGGUGCAACUCUCCCAACAGCUCCUCAAUAUCCUGGAAAACAUCGAACCAGAGAUCAUGUACUCGGGUUAUGACAGCACCCAGGCCGAUGGUCCUCACAUCCUGCUCAACAGCCUCAACAGGCUGUGUGAGAAACAGCUGUUGUGGAUCGUCAAGUGGUCCAAGUCCCUCCCAGGGUUUCGUAAUCUUCACAUCACGGAUCAGAUGACCCUCAUCCAGUACUCGUGGAUGAACCUGAUGGUGUUCUCUCUUGGGUGGCGCUCCUUUCAGAAUGUCACCAGUGAAUAUUUAUACUUUGCACCUGAUCUCGUUCUCAGUCAGGAGCAAAUGAGGAGAUCUCCGAUUUAUGACCUCUGCCUGGCGAUACAGUUCAUCCCUCAGGAGUUUGCAAAUCUUCAAGUUACCCGCGAGGAGUUUCUCUGCAUGAAAGCCAUAAUAUUACUCAACACAGUGCCUCUCGAGGGACUCAAAAGUCAGGCAGCAUUUGAAGAGAUGAGACAAAACUACAUCCGGGAGCUGACCAAGGCCAUCCACAUGAGGGAGAAGGGCUUGGUGGCCAGCUCACAGCGAUUCUACCACCUCACCAAACUGAUGGACGCCAUGCAUGAUAUAGUGAAAAAGGUCAACCUGUUCUGUCUGAGCACCUUCAUCCAGGCGGACGCCAUGAGAGUGGAGUUUCCAGAGAUGAUGACGGAGGUCAUUGCCUCCCAGCUUCCCAAGGUCCUGGCAGGCAUGGUGAGGCCCCUCAUAUUCCACACCAAGUGAUGAUGCCAGCACUGACCGCACAAGUCUGCGGACACAUCUCGUAACUGGAUUAUUUCACCCCACAAUUACUGGAUUCUUUGUAGCAUUCACUAUACUUCAGCCCUUUUUACUUUAUAAAGGUGAAACAGAGUCAACAUGUUCCUUAAGGAGUUUUCUUUUUUAACAGAACUAUAUUAAAUAUUAUAAAUUCAGAGGCAUCAAUGGUUUCGAGAACCACUAGAGAUACUGAUAUUUUUGUACUGAAGCUGCAAAAAAAGAAAAAUAUACCAACAAGAAGUUCAAAUAUUUAGCGUUCUCACCAACAGUUUCAACAUCCUUAGCUUCUUAAUGAAAGGGGAAAUGCAGGAGACACAGGAGCUUCUUCAGGGAGGAGAAACUGGCAAAGAUAACAAUCUGUGAAAAAUAUUUGAUAAAAAAACAACUCACCGAUCUUAGGGGGGUUUGAACACAUCUCUGCUAAGGCUUCGCACCAUAAUGAGAUAUUUACAUAAUAUAAUUUAUUAAAAUUAUUAAAAUCAUCUGGAUCUGCAUCAAAAUUACACGAUGACAGAGAUUAAUGGGACUCAUGUGACAGUGAGUGCAGUAGUUCAUUCAUUCAUUUUAUUUAUUUAUUUUUAAAAAUGCCCAAUUUCACAAUGAAAUCCUUUAAAGUGUGUGGAUCAGCGUGUAAACACAACUAAUCCCUUUCUACAGGCACAUGGUCUUACUCUAAAUCAACUUAGUCACUGAGAUCAGUCCAUAUGUUUUGUGCAAUUAAAACAAAUGUCCAUGCAGCUUUGGAUAGGAAGCAACGUACAUCAUACUAGAAGAGUCUCUCAGUCUACUCUUUUUUCAGUGGAAAACACAACCGUCUAAAAGUCCAGAUGCAAAGAGACAACUGCAUUUUGCCCUCCAACAGUUAACACACUUAGAAUACAUUCUCACUAUUCAGCCUGUUUCACGUGUUGUAAUUAAGCUUUUCUCGCUGCAUUGAGGACAAGGUGACAAAGAAUUUGACAACAGGUCUAAUAAAUCACGCUGUUUAUUGAUAGACAUGUUUAUGCACCGUCAACACACAGUAAGAUGAUUGCAAGGAAACAUAUAUAAAGUUUGCCAUAUAUAAAAAAGGAUGCCACAUGUUACAUAUUUAGCAUAUGAAUAUCAUUUGCCCUGCAAAUUCAGACUGUAAGGAAGUAUUAUUCCAGCAUGAAUGUUUAAGGUCACUUGACAUUCUUUAAGAUGAUCCAUGAUCUUGGCAAGUACGGGAUCUCAAAAAGCUUUAUGUCACCAGAGAAAGUCUUACUUUGGAGUCAUUUUGUGUGCAGUGUUCCUUUCUUUCUUUUAUCUUUUCUUUUUUUCUGACAUAGUAUCACUGAAGUUAAUUUUUUAGACAAUCGUGGACUUUGUACUUUGGAAAUGUUGUGACAGUAAUAGAACAUUAAAUAUUAAAUGGUAUCUUUAACAUAA
Molecule: messenger RNA, 3573 nt
Organism: Cottoperca gobio
Lineage: Eukaryota; Metazoa; Chordata; Actinopteri; Perciformes; Bovichtidae
Gene: pgr
Product: progesterone receptor
Exons: 8
Coding region: 118-2127 (669 amino acids)
Biological process (GO): regulation of DNA-templated transcription
Molecular function (GO): sequence-specific DNA binding; zinc ion binding; DNA-binding transcription factor activity
Source: RefSeq, a predicted model, not a curated record